Molecule: messenger RNA, 1171 nt
Organism: Anopheles merus
Lineage: Eukaryota; Metazoa; Arthropoda; Insecta; Diptera; Culicidae
Exons: 2
Coding region: 78-941 (287 amino acids)
Source: RefSeq, a predicted model, not a curated record
UGUUUAUUCUCGAAAAGACGCUAGCAAACAGUGAACGCUGGUCUAUUGUUGCAGUAUUUUUAUGCUAACAAUCUACCAUGGCCUCGCAAAACAUGGCUACGGCGCGUGAUAAAACGGGUAAAAUCUACAAAAUUCGUGAGCUGUUGGAAAGCAAAUUCGAGCAAGAGUACGAAGCGGAACAGAGGCUCAUCAAGAUGGAGCUUGAAAUGCAAGGCAAAGAGGCAAACGAACUAAUGAUGACGUGCGACGAUGAAGAUCCGUUCGAGGAUACCGGCGACGCCACGAUCGGGGACGUGCUGAAGAUACUCUCCUCCAUGUCGGGUCAGAUCGGGCAGCUGCACCGCAAGAUGGACCACAUCCAAAAGGAGGUGGAGGACGUUUCGAUCCGCGUGCUGCGGGUGGAGAAAAAGCUCGGCACAACGCUGGCCACACUCGAGCAGGUGAAGGACGCCGUUGCGCUGGGCGAAAAUGCGGCCGGUGCAGAUGCAGGCGAGCCCCCGUUCGAGUUCGAGCCAGUUGCUAACGAGGAGCAGCUGAACGAGCUGGACUACAGGCUCGCCACGGAUAGCACGUACCAGAGCAAUCUCACGAACUGGCUGAACAAGAAGAUACUGGGCGAGGAACCGAACGGUCGGCUGGUGGAAGCGAUGGAUCUGGUAUUCAGGCGCGAAUUUCUCCCACUGUGCAGCUGGAAGGGGCGGGGUAAGCCGGGGGAAGCGAAAAUACCCAUGAGCGCCCAAACGCACAUCAUGAAACUGUUUACCGCGCUGGGAAGCAAUCGCUUUAUUGCCAUUACGGAUGCGUUUGUGGCAAAGUUCUUUUUGAAAAAGCUGCCCCAUGCGAAGGAUCGGUUGCACGUGAAGAGAAAGAAGGUGACGCUCGCUAACCGACCGAACAGCCGUCCUGACUCCACACAGGUUCAAGAGUACGAGGUACUGUAAGCAUGCAGUGACACGAUACAAGGUAGGUUAAGUAUCGGAACAUUUCUUUAAAACAUUGAAUUCAACGAUUUUUCAAGGGAGUUCAGCAAUUGAAGCUCUUAAUUUUUAUGACAUCGAUUAAAAAAUACAAAUCGAACACGAAACAACAUCCCAAACAAAGCGUCAAGACGUGUUGGCUUUUUGUUUUUCGCUCAUCAAGAAGUGUAAAAUAAACAUUAGGUACAGCAAAA